CGAAAUUUGUGCUGUCGGGACCAGUUUUCAUCGCAAUCGCAUUUCUGCUGCCACUGGACCCAUCCAACUUCCCAUCCAUCCACCCAUCCAUCAAUCCAUCCAUCCAUCAUGGCACUGCGACAUGCUGGCCGGCGCGUGGCCGUCUUCCUGAGCGGCUGCGGCGUUUACGACGGUGCAGAGAUUCACGAGGCGUCCGCUGCUCUCGUCAGUAUCACCCGCGCUGGCGCAAAGCCAACCAUCUUUGCACCCAACAAGGCCCAGAUGCACGUGAUCGACCACACCACCGGCAACGAGAUGAAGGAGGAACGCAACGUCCUGCUCGAGUCAGCCCGCAUCGCUCGCGGGGACGUGAAGCCCAUGGCGGAGUUUGCAGCAGACCAGUUUGACGCCCUCAUUGUUCCCGGCGGCUUCGGUGCCGCAAAGAACCUGUGCGACUUUGCCGUCAAGGGAGCAGACUGCACGGUUGACAGUGAAGUCGAGGCGGCAGUGCGUUCCUUCCACGACACAAAGAAGCCAAUGGGCUUCUGCUGCAUCGCUCCCGUGAUCCCCGCCAAGCUGUUCAAGGGCAAAGUGACGGUUGGCCUUGAGGAGGGCGACGACUGGCCAUAUGCGGGCACGGCUGAGGCGAUUCGCACGAUGGGAGCAACGCACGAACCGCACGACCUCUCCUCCGUGUGUGUUGACGACGGCAACAACAUUGUCACAUCGGCCGCCUUCAUGUGCAACGCGCCCUUCCACCAAAUCCACGACAACGUUGCGGCGAUGGUGAACACGACCUUGGACCGCAUCAAGGCCUAAGAUCCGCCCGCCACUCGCGCGUCCUGCCAAUGCUCAUGCAACUGGCCCACUGGCACUUUGUGCACUCGCUUUGGUGGACAUCAGCUGACUCUUCCCACCACCCAACAACAACACCAAUCACCAACGUAAGCUUACAUCUUCUUCUCUUCUCUUCUUAUCAGACAACACUGCUUUCCCCCACCCCUUCCAAGUAAAGAACACAAUGGCAGGUGUUGGGUGCCUGGCUCGUGUAAUUCGAUACGC
Messenger RNA from Salpingoeca rosetta, 1041 nucleotides. RefSeq lists its product as uncharacterized. The coding region runs from base 109 to 798 and encodes 229 amino acids. Lineage: Eukaryota; Choanoflagellata; Craspedida; Salpingoecidae. The transcript is spliced from 9 exons. The record is from RefSeq and is a predicted model, not a curated record.